UUUGUUUAAUGAACAAUGGAGACUGCAAAGAAGAAAGCUGUAGGUGCGAUCGGUGUAUUAGCGGCGGACUACAGCAACACAACCAGGAGGACUUUGAGAUGGAUAGCAGACGCGCUACCAGCCAUGGAAGCAACAGACGCAGCUUCACCCGCCACCACCACCACCACCCAGAAACCUCCGCCUCCCUGUCACGGCGGCCACUCCCACGGUCUCCUGGAGUGGCGUCGGCGGGUCCGGUCGGAGUACAUGCGCCUUCGCCAGUUGAAGCGCUUUAAGAAAGCCGAGCAGGUCAAGGGCGUCUUUGUGGCCAACCGGCUAAAGAUUGAGGAGCAGAGCAACGUCCUGAAUGAAGAAUGGUCCAAACUCAGGAUCCAGUCUGUCCCCUUGUCGACAUCGAGUGGACCUACGGCAACUAAGAAGAUGUGCACCGUGGAGUCUGGCUUCCCGGGAUUCAAAGUUCAAGCCGUCGCCAUGAAGACUCUGUCCACUGUGGCGGCAAUCCCCUUCAUGUACUCCUGGUCGCCUCUGCAGCACAACUUUAUGGUGGAGGAUGAGACAUUUCUGCACAACAUUCCUUACAUGGGUGACGAGGUGCUGGAGCAGGACGAGGCCUUCCUGGAAGAGCUGAUUGACAACUACGAUGGUGUCCAUGGCGACAGAGAGGGGGGGUUCAUUAGCGACGAGAUCUUUAAGGAGCUGGUGGAGGCCCUCAGCCAGUACUCUGACCACGAGGAUGACGACAAGGAGGAAGCGGCGCCCGACGGGGCGAUAAAGAAGGAGGACGAACGAGCCAUGAGGCGCAGCUCGGCGGAAGGUUCUGAGGAGACCAAACCGCCGUUCAUCAGGAGGAAGAGGAGGAGCGCUGUUGAGGUGCGGGACCCGUCCAGCUGUAAGAAGAUCCCCAGCGACAAGAUCUUCACAGCCAUCGCCUCCAUGUUUCCGUACAAGGGCACCACGGAGGAACUGAAGGAAAAGUACAAAGACCUCCUGGAGCCCCCGAGCCCGGUCAAGCUGCCCCCUCUGUGUACCCCCAGCCUGGACGGGCCCUUCGCAAAGUCUGUGCAGAGGGAGCAGUCGCUGCACUCCUUCCACACGCUCUUCUGCAGGCGAUGCUUCAAAUACGACUGCUUCCUGCACCCUUUCCACGCGACACCCAACAUGUACAAGAGGAAGAGUAAAGAGAUCCGGAGGGAGACGGAGCCGUGUGGUGUCGACUGCUUCCUGUUGCAGAAAGGGGCUAAAGAGUUUGUGGAUCAGAACAUGCUGCGCUCUCGGAGGUUCCGGAAGAGGCGCAGGCAGCACCAGCAACAACAACAACAACAACAGCAGCAACAGCAGCAGCAGCAACAACAGCAGCAUCCCGCCAGCUCAAGCUGCCCCGGAUCGUCGGUUUCUGCCGAGGAGAGCAAAGAUGGAGAGAGUGACGGUGAGAGUGACGGUGAGAGUGACGGUGAGACUUCGUCCUCCUCAGAGGGCAAUUCACGUUGUCAAACUCCUACCAAGCUGCGCCCAGUCGAGGAUGAAGGUGUUCAGCAUCAGCAGCAGCAGCAGCAGCAGCAGCAGGCAACGUGCUGUGUGGCUGAGUGGAGCGGUGCGGAGGAGUCUCUCUUCAGGGUGCUGCACGGCACCUACUUCAACAACUUCUGCUCCAUCGCCCGCCUCAUCGGCACCAAGAACUGCAAGGAGGUAUACGGGUUUGCUGCAAAAGAGGUCCUCCUCCAUCGCGUGCCGCUGGAGGAUGGAGGCAUCUCUCCGCAAAAGAAGAAGAGGAAACACAGGUUAUGGGCCAAGAUUCAGCUAAAAAAAGAUAACUCGUCCAAUCAGGUGUACAACUACCAGCCUUGUGACCACCCGGACCACCCGUGUGACAGCACUUGCCCGUGCGUGAUAACGCAGAAUUUCUGCGAGAAGUUCUGCCAGUGUGAACACGAGUGUCAGAACCGCUUCCCGGGCUGCAGGUGUAAGACACAGUGUAACACCAAGCAGUGUCCUUGCUACUUGGCUGUCAGGGAGUGCGACCCGGAUCUGUGCAUGACCUGCGGCGCGGCGGACCACUGGGAUAGCAAAGGGGUCUCGUGCAAGAAUUGCAGCAUCCAGAGGGGUCUCAAAAAGCACCUUCUGCUGGCGCCGUCGGAUAUCGCUGGAUGGGGCACCUUCAUCAAACAGCCCGUGCAGAAGAAUGAGUUCAUCUCCGAGUAUUGCGGUGAGCUCAUCUCCCAGGACGAGGCGGACCGGCGAGGCAGAAUUUACGACAAGUACAUGUCCAGCUUCCUGUUCAACCUGAACAAUGACUUUGUGGUGGACGCCACGAGGAAGGGCAACAAAAUCCGCUUCGCCAAUCACUCGGUCAAUCCCAACUGCUACGCCAAAGUGGUGAUGGUAAACGGAGACCACCGCAUCGGAAUUUUUGCCAAGCGGGCUAUCAUGCAGGGGGAGGAGCUCUUCUUUGACUACAGAUACAGCCAAGCCGACGCCCUCAAAUAUGUGGGCAUCGAGAGAGAGGUGGACAUGUCUUAGCCCCGCCCACAACGUCCCGCCCUCCCAUCCACGAAACGCCUCCGUCCCUCUCUGCGGCAUCGCACGUCAUCUCUGUCCUCGCUGCUGCACUUCCAAAAAUAGACAGCCCCCCCCCCCCCCCCUCCGUCCCUGCUUCUUUGCAGGUGCAUUUUCCCCCCGCAGACAAAGCUCCGCCUCCAGCAGUAUGUAUACGCAACGCUUCUCAAUAUACGAUUAGUCCGUGUUGCUAAGGGUUCUUUUUCACUUCAUUUAAGCAAAGAUGCUGCAGCGUACAGUGUGUAGUUUUUGUUACAGCGCUCGUAGACUUUAAGGCUCACGUUCUAUUCCUCCAGCUCCAGCUUCUACUAGCAGGCAUGCACGCGUCGUCUUUCAAGAUGAAUAAACUCGUUUAGUUCACAGCAGGUCAAGUUACCCCUCUAUGGUAAAGCGUUGUACAUUUGCUUUGUUGUCCUGCAGCAAAUAUGUAAUAGGCAAGAAACCGACUGACUGAAUGUAACCUGUAGACUGCGACGACGAAGAGAUCCCUCCUUAUUGUACUUUGUUUUUUUUUUAAUUAAAACAUUUACCCGUC
This is a messenger RNA of Entelurus aequoreus (snake pipefish), 3088 nucleotides long. RefSeq names its product enhancer of zeste 1 polycomb repressive complex 2 subunit (gene ezh1). The coding region runs from base 16 to 2517 and encodes 833 amino acids. Gene Ontology annotation, biological process: chromatin remodeling. The transcript is spliced from 20 exons. NCBI's taxonomy places the organism in Eukaryota, Metazoa, Chordata, Actinopteri, Syngnathiformes, Syngnathidae. Gene Ontology annotation, molecular function: protein binding; histone H3K27 methyltransferase activity. The record is from RefSeq and is a predicted model, not a curated record.